This is a messenger RNA of Triticum turgidum subsp. durum (durum wheat), 2307 nucleotides long. Lineage: Eukaryota; Viridiplantae; Streptophyta; Magnoliopsida; Poales; Poaceae. The record is from the annotation of a GenBank genome assembly.
AUGGUGGACGAGUACCACCACCGGAUGGGCGCCGCGGCGGCCGACUUCCGGCGCGACCUGGAGGACCUCGUCUGCGACCACCUCGGCGGCUGCUACUCGCCGCCGCCCUCCUCGUCCUCGUCGCUCUGCUCCGCGGCGGGCGGCGGCGGCGGGGGAGGCGCCGAGGGCGGCGGAGGCGUCGGCGGGGCCGGCGAGGAGGAGGCCGAGUCGUCGCGGCGGCGGCGGCGCGAGUCGCGGCUGCUCAGCCGCUGGGUCGCGCGGCAGGCGGAGGAGGUGCUCUCCUCCAUGGAGCGCGAGGUGGAGCGGCGGAACCGCGAGUCGGAGCUCCUCGCGCUCACCCGGCUCCACCCGGUCUCCACCCUCGACCCCUCCGCGUUCCUCCUCUCCUCGCCCCCGCCGCCGCGCCCUCAGGCGCCCUCGCCCGCCGCGCCCUCCUCCCUGCUCCAGAUGUGGCGGGAGCUCGAGCACCGCCGCGCCGACGCCGGCCAGCCCUUCGACCGCGAGCCGUCCCCGGACACGCCCGACCGCCACCGCGAGCGCGUGCGCCAGAUCGCCCGCCGCCUCACCACCUCCACGGACAGCCCCACGGCCGCGGCCGCCACGGCCACGGGGGAGUGGCUCGGCGAGACGGAGAGGCAGAGGGUCAGGCUCGUCAGGGAGUGGGUGCAGAUGGCCAGCCAGCCGCGCGACGCCCGCGCGGCCUCCCGCAGGGAGGAGCCGACCGCCGCGGAGAGGGAGAGGCGAGGGGAGCCUCCCCGGCUCCGUGGCCGGCAGGCGCGCACCGAUGUCAUCACUCGGAUGUCCCGGGAGCGUCAGCGCGAGCUGCAGGGGCUAUCGGGAUACCACAUUGUGUCGCAGUUCCCCCAGCGCAGCCGCAGCCGCAUUCAGGGAUUGCUUAGGGUAAGGUUCUUGAGGAACGCGGUGGCUCCAGCAGAAGAGGAGCGACAGCCAUCUGUGGCGGCGAGGGAGCUCGGGCAGUUGAGGCAGAGCCAUCGUGUGUCCACCUUAAGAUCAGAGAGUGCUGUAAGUAGUCAAGAUGUUAGCCUGUCUGAUGCUCCUGUCGCCGAAAAUGUUCCAUUACUUGGUAAUGAUGAAACUGAACAGGGGGCUGACGUUGGGCACCUUACUGUUAGUGAGGAUGUGGCCCAAACUACGCCCGAGAAUGUGGGUUUACAGGAGGAUAACGUAGAUGUUGCUGAGGCGGAGUCACCGGCUACAACAUCGGGUGACAUAGUUGAUAUGCAAGUGUCUCAAGUUGAUAAUGGGCUGCAAGUUGAGGCAGAACGUGAGACAAUAUUUUGGCAGCCAUCUUUGGAUGUCAGGCUUGAUAGGUGGCCCAAUGAAACUGCAGAGAAUUCUGACAGAAAUUGGGAAGAUAAUGCAGAGGAGUUACACAGCGAAAUCGCGGAGGAUGAUGACAGGGAGAAUGAAAAUCUCCAAGAUGAGCAUGAUGCGUGGCACGAUGACGAAUCUCAUGGCACCGAGGAGAACUGGCAAGAUGAUGACUUCCAUGAUGCUGCACUUGACACAGGGCCCAUUCCUAGAAUUGAAAACAGCUUCAACCUACGUGAUGAAGCCAAUUUGCACAACAUGGAACUGAGGGAAUUACUUAGCAGGCGAAGUGUAUCCAAUCUUCUUAGUAAUGGUUUUGGUGACAGUUUGGAGCAAUUAAUAAGGUCAUAUGUUCAACGACGUGGCCAUGCCCCACUCAACUGGAAUCUCGAUACAGCCAUGCCCACUGCGAAUGCACCAAAUGGAAACCAGGAACUAGUAAGAAAUGCUGAAAAUCGGCAAUUCCAAGGUCCUGCCAACAGACCUGCCCUUGUUAUCCCUCCACCACCUUUGCCACCGCGGCAGCCACUGUGGCACAGAGAUUUGCGCCAUAACACCUGGAGCAGUAGACACAGGGUACAUCAGGAAUUGGACGCCAUUAAUGAUUUGAAAGCUGACAUGAAUAAACUCCAACAAGGGAUGAGCAGCAUGCAAAGGAUGUUGGAGGCGUGCAUGGACAUGCAACUGGAGUUGCAACGUUCAGUGAGACAAGAAGUGUCUGCAGCCUUGAGUAGAUUCCCGGGACCUGAAGGUUGCAUGUUUCUGGAUCUACACGAUGACGGAACGAGAUGGGACCAGGUGAGGAAAGGAACCUGCUGCGUAUGCUGCGACACACAAAUCGAUUCUCUACUCUACAGAUGCGGGCACAUGUGCACGUGCUCGAAAUGCGCGAACGAGCUGGUGCGCAGCGGCGGCAAGUGCCCGCUGUGCCGGGCGCCGAUCGUGGAGGUGGUCCGGGCAUACGCGGUGCUGUAA